Molecule: messenger RNA, 1284 nt
Organism: Kluyveromyces lactis
Lineage: Eukaryota; Fungi; Ascomycota; Saccharomycetes; Saccharomycetales; Saccharomycetaceae
Gene: TTI2
Product: Tti2p
Exons: 1
Coding region: 1-1284 (427 amino acids)
Source: RefSeq, a predicted model, not a curated record
AUGAAUCAACAUGUGUUGAAUUUUUUAUUAAACCUUGAGGAAGACAAAUUGAGUGUUCCAAGCAAAGAUUCAGUAGAACAAUUGAUUAUUUUCUAUGAUAAGAAUAUAAACGUUGAGAAUAAGGAAGAAUGGUUUACCAAAGGAUUGGUCAGCUUGUCAUACUUUUUGUUAAAUGAACACUGGACAAGGUACGAGCAAAGAGAUAGAGUAACACAUCUUAUAGAUAAUUAUUUGGACCGAGAUCAUGAUUUGGUACAUUCCUUCAUUUCUGCAUUGAAACCAAUGUUAAUAAAAUCGACCGGGAUCAAUAAUGAUAAUUUAACCCCUUCAGGCCGCCGUAAGAUUGAAAGCUCCAGACCUGGCCUACAGCCAAGAUUAGGCUUUGAACAAACGUUUGGUGAAUCAAGAUGGAAAGAAUGGAGGACUAAUGGUGGAUUACGAAGUAUUGGGUUAUUUUAUAUUAUUUUGAGACACUUAGGGAAGCAGGAAAUUUCUGCAAACCUACCCUGGAUAAGUCCAGGAAUACUUAAUAUAAUUGAUGACACUACAUUAGGGCCAGAAAAUGUGAGAGUUUAUGGAAUUAUGUUGCUCUGCACAUUACUAGAAUCAGUGUUGAACAAGCGAGAUACAUAUAAUUUUAAUUUCAAGGAUACCGGGCUACAAAAGGUAUACGAGCCAAUAUUGACAAACCUUUUAUACAACUUACCACCAUCCUCAACUCCAGAAGAGACGCUUCGCACAUGGAAAGUGACAUAUCCUGCGUUACAGCUAAUAUUGAGAGUAGAAGCUUCAGAUAACGAUCAAGAUUUUAGAGAUAGAUUAGGGCACAUGUUUUCUGAGAAUAUAUUACAACUUACUAUUCCAAGAAUCGGAUUAGACUACCCUGGGCUCUCUUUGUGGAUUCUUGGCUAUUGUCAAGAUGUUGUUCUGAUGUUGGGGAAAGAAACAACAUUAUAUUUACAGCGUGUGAUAUACGUUCUUGGGGAAUUCUAUUUCAGGAAUGCGUUCAUGACAUUACAAAUGCCAAUUUUACAUAAGUGUCUUGAUCUAUUGAUAUUACUCUGUGAUCAAUGUAUUCCAGAGAGUAUAGUCAAUCAAAGGUAUGAUAUCCUAGCUUGCAUUCUACUAUGCUAUGAAAAAUGUUACAACGAGGGAUCUUUAACAGCAGAUGUCUUAGACAAAUGUAAAGUAUUAUUAGCUAAACUCGAAUCAUUCGGAUGUGAUUUCAAAGAAGAAUCAAAGAAACUGAAGGAGCGUAAAUCUCUUACUAAUUUAUUUGCAUAA